GCAACAACAGCAGCUGCAGCUGCCGCAGCAGCUGUAAAUGCUUCAACAGCGAGCACGGCAAAUGCUAGCAAAGUUCAUGACAAGCAUCCGCAUGGUGUGAAUGACAGCGAUACAGAUCUGAGCUCAUAUCCCGGCUAUAUACACUAUCGGGACAAAUACGAUCUGACCUACAUAGCAAAGGUGAAUCCAUUUUGGCUGCAGUUCGAGCCGCCUGACACCAGCUCCUUCUACAUCAUGGCCGGCCUCUAUUGCCUAAUCUCUGUGGUGGGCUGCUUCGGCAAUGCGUUCGUCAUCUUUAUGUUUGGUAGCCGCAAGUCGCUGCGCACGCCGGCUAACAUACUGGUCAUGAAUCUGGCCAUAUGUGAUUUCCUGAUGCUGGUCAAGUGCCCCAUUGCCAUUUACAACAACAUCCAGGAGGGCCCAGCGCUAGGCGAUGCAGCCUGUCGUCUCUAUGGAUUUGUGGGUGGCCUGAGUGGCACCUGUGCCAUCGGCACUCUGACGGCCAUUGCCCUGGAUCGCUAUAAUGUGGUGGUGCAUCCGUUGCAGCCACUGCGCCGCUACUCCCGCCUGCGCUCCUAUCUGAUCAUAAUUGCCAUCUGGUGCUACAGCUUUCUGUUUGCCGUGAUGCCCGCCCUGGACGUCGGCUUGUCGGUGUACGUGCCGGAGGGUUUUCUGACCACCUGCAGCUUUGACUAUCUCAACAAGGAGACGCCUGCACGCAUCUUCAUGGCGCUCUUCUUUGUGGCCGCCUACUGUAUACCGCUAACCUCGAUUAUCUACUCCUACUUCUAUAUACUCAAGGUGGUUUUCACAGCGAAUCGCAUUCAGUCGAGCAAGGACAAGGCCAAGACCGAGCAGAAGCUUACAUUUAUUGUGGCAGCCAUUAUAGGUUUGUGGUUCAUUGCCUGGUCGCCCUAUGCCAUUGUCGCCAUGAUGGGCGUCUUUGGCCAGGAGCAGCAUAUCACGCCGCUGGGCUCCAUGAUACCCGCGCUCUUCUGCAAAACGGCUGCCUGCGUGGAUCCCUAUCUGUACGCGGCCACACAUCCCAGAUUUCGUGUUGAGGUGCGUAUGCUGAUGUAUGGACGCGGCGUGCUAAGACGCGUGUCCACCACUCGCUCCUCCUAUAUGACACGUUCACGCUCCUCCUUCACGCAUCGGCUGCGUACGUCAAGCGGCGAUGGCGAGAAUCGCGCCGAGCCCUACAUGCUCAACAACAAUCUGAUGAUGGUGCCCGAGGAGACGGAGGAGAACGAGGAGAUAAUCGUUGUGGCCGAGAUCAACCAUUCCACCUCCACGGCCAUGGAGCAGAGUAAGUUUUAAAGAGGCAGACUAUGCGGACAGCUUACCAUAUCAAUUGGUUGUCUGGAUGAGCCAGAACUUAGCCAUAUUUUUUUAUCAGAGAGAGCAGGAGGAACAGAUCGAAGUAUUUUAAGGAA
Molecule: messenger RNA, 1436 nt
Organism: Drosophila hydei
Lineage: Eukaryota; Metazoa; Arthropoda; Insecta; Diptera; Drosophilidae
Product: opsin, ultraviolet-sensitive
Exons: 4
Biological process (GO): G protein-coupled receptor signaling pathway; visual perception
Cellular component (GO): membrane
Molecular function (GO): G protein-coupled receptor activity
Source: RefSeq, a predicted model, not a curated record